AUGGCUCCGGGAUUAGUUCGGAAUCCAAAACCAAGAAUGAUACCAAAUAAUUCUCGGCAGAGUCUCAAAGAACACCUGACAAAGAUGACAAAGAUAGGAGGUUUAGCAAAGAGUAACACCCGACAAUCUGAGAAAACCGAUAUGGCAUCAGACAAAGUGAACAAGGGAUUGCCAAUAACUGAUGGCUCGUCUAUACGAAGCGAAAAUGCGAAUCCGACGUUCGAGGGAAACAUGGCAACUAUUCAACCUCAGCCUCAGCCUCCUCAAACUCAGCAAAAGGAGAGUACUCUUAUGCCAGAAGUUUAG
Messenger RNA from Striga asiatica, 306 nucleotides. The record is from the annotation of a GenBank genome assembly. NCBI's taxonomy places the organism in Eukaryota, Viridiplantae, Streptophyta, Magnoliopsida, Lamiales, Orobanchaceae.